Molecule: messenger RNA, 2961 nt
Organism: Chrysochloris asiatica (Cape golden mole)
Lineage: Eukaryota; Metazoa; Chordata; Mammalia; Afrosoricida; Chrysochloridae
Gene: NLRP2
Product: NLR family, pyrin domain containing 2
Exons: 9
Coding region: 1-2961 (986 amino acids)
Biological process (GO): regulation of inflammatory response
Cellular component (GO): cytoplasm
Molecular function (GO): protein binding
Source: RefSeq, a predicted model, not a curated record
AUGGAGCAUUGUCCACGGGUUGGUUUCAACCUGCAGCCUCUUCUGGAAGAGCUGAACGCGGAGGAGUUGAGUCAGUUCAAAUCUCUACUGAAGUCCCUUCCCCAGGAAAGUAUAGUUCACCAGCAAGAGUUCCCCAAGACUGAGAUCGAUGAUGCCAACGGGAAGCAACUGGCAGAAAUUCUCAACGGCUGCCACAAGUACUGGGCGGAAAUGGUGACCGUCCAGAUUUUUGACAAAAUGAACCGCGUCGAUCUGUCUAAGAGAGCCAUGGAUGAAAUCCAAGCCACUGGAAACUUUUCUAUUGUCACCGAGAGAUACAAGGCAUUGAUCCCAUUCUGCAAUCCUCAAAUACUUACGGGGCCACUCACCCACACCGUGGUGCUGCACGGGACUGCUGGCGUUGGGAAAAGUACGCUGGCCAAGAAGUUGAUGAUCGACUGGACAGAUGGCAACCUCGCCAGGAGAUUCCAAUUUGUUUUCUAUCUCAACUGCAAGCAACUCAACCAGAUGGGGCCAUGCAGUUGUGCUGAGCUAAUUGCCAAGGACUGUCCUGAGUUGGACGACGCCUCUCUGGAGGUGAUCGCCAAGUCACAGAACGUCCUGGUCGUCAUUGAUGAUUUUGAUGAGCUGAGUUACUCCCCUGGAGCGCUGAUCCAUGACAUAUGUGAUGACUUGAAGACACAGAAGCCGGUACCCAUCCUCUUGAGCAGUUUGCUAACGAAGAAAAUCUUGCCCAGAGCAACAAUCCUGAUCACCACUCGACCCUGGGCACUGAGGGAACUCCGGCUCAUGUUGGGAGAGCCUCUCGUAUUCAUAGAAAUUGAAGGCUUCUCAGAAAUGGACAGGAAGAGGUAUUUCUUGAAAUACUUCCAAGAUGAAUAUGAAGCCAUGAGAGCCUUUGACUUGAUAAAGAACCAUACAGCUUUGUUCCCCAUGUGCUCAGCACCCAUGGUGUGCUGGCUCGUCUGUAAGUGUCUGAAGCUACAGAUGGAGAAACGGGAGGACCCCACUGCCACGUGUCAAACCACCACAUCUCUAUUCCUGCAUGUCCUGUGCAAUCAGUUCUCACAAGGGCCUGACGGCUACCCCCGUCAGUGCUUACAAACCCCAUUGAAGGUUCUGUGCCUCUUGGCCGCUGGGGGUGUGUGGACACACACAUCCAGGUUUAAUGAAGAAACUGCCAAGAGACUUGGAAUGAAGGAAUCCGAGAUCAGCCUUUUCCUGGGGAAUGUCCUUCAGAAAGACAGAGACAAUAAAGGCUACUACUCCUUUGUCCACCUCAAUGUCCAGCAGUUUCUGGCUGCCAUAUUUUACAUUCUAGAGACUGAAGAGGAGGAGGAAGAUUGGGAGAGCUACAGGAAGGACAUUGGGGAUCUACAAAAGCUGUUCACCACUGAAGAAAUACUGAAGAACCCCAACCUGACCCAGUUAGGAUACUUCAUAUUUGGCCUCUUGAGCAAAAACAGUGCCAAGGAGCUGGAGACAAAGUUUGGCUACCGAGUGUCAAGCGGGGUCAAAGAGGAAUUGCUGACAUGGAAAGUGAAGCCCAUCAAGUCCAAACCCUUCUUGUGGUCGGCCAUGAAGGACACUUUCCGCUGCCUCUAUGAAUCUCAGGAGGAGGAAUUUGUGAGGGACGCCAUGGCCCCUUUCACCGAACUGUCUCUCCACCUGAGAGAUGAAAUCGACAUGACACAUGCAGCUUUCUGUCUCAAGGGUUGUCACAAUCUGCAGAAGCUUUCGCUGAAGGUAACAAAGGAGAUGUUUGUGGAGAAUAAAUCCUUGAAAUCACACCCUGAGGAGGAGAGGCACAAGAAGGAGCAACACAUUCUGUCUGUCUGGAUGGACUUCUGUUCCAUGUUCAGUUCAAACAAGAACCUAGUAUCUCUGGACAUCAAUCAAAGUUUCCUUAAUGACUCCACAGUGAAGAUUCUUUGUGACCACUUAGCCUCCAAAACCCAUAAUCUGCAGAAGGUGGUGCUCAAUAACAUUUCACCUGCCAAAGCUUACGAGGACUUCUGCGCUGCUUUCUGUAAUCAGAAGACAUUGACACAUCUGACCCUUCAAAGCAGUGGCCAGGAUACACUGCCCUCAUUAUGUUCACAGAUCGUGACCUACCCGGGAAGUAGCCUGCAGUAUCUCAGGUUGGGAGGUGGUUCUGCUACCAUUUCACGGUGGGGUGAGUUCUCACUUGCCCUUACAACCAACCAGUCGUUAACCUGCCUGAACCUCACGGACAAUGAGCUCUCAGAUGAUGGUGCAAAGCUGCUGUGUAAAUCGCUGAAGGAAUCAAACUGCUCCCUGCAGAGGUUGUCGUUGGAAAACUGUCGUCUUACAGGAGGCUGUUGCAGGAAUCUCUCCGUUUUGGUCAGAAACGAGAAGCUGACACAUCUGUGCUUGGCGAAGAAUGAGCUUGGGAAUGGUGGGGUGCAGCUUCUGUGUGAGGGUUUGAGUGACCCCAACUGUAAACUGCAGACCCUGGUGCUAUGGAGCUGUGGUAUCACUGAAAAUGGCUGCGACCAUCUCUCAAAGCUCCUCCAAAAAAAGCCGAGCCUGACGCACUUGGAUCUGGGUCAGAAUUGCCUCGGCAUUAUGGGACUGAUCUUCCUGUGUGAGGCCCUGAAGGGACCAGAGUGCAGCCUGAAAUGUCUCUGGUUGUGGGGAUGCUCUCUGGUACCCUUCAGUUGCAUGGACCUCUCAUCUGCCUUGAAAUGCAACCAGAACCUAACCACUUUGGACCUGGGUCAGAAUUCUCUAGGAAAUAGUGGGAUAAAGCUGUUGUGUGAAGCUUUGAAGAGUCAACGUUGUCCUCUAACGAAGCUCAGGUUAAAGAUAGACAGCUCUAACAUGCAAAUGCAAAAGCUAAUGCAAGAAGUCAAAGAAAGUAAUCCACAACUAACUAUUGAGAGUGACGACUAUGAUCCCGGUAAACAGAGACCUUCUUCUCUUGACUUUCUUAUGUAA